AAAAAACAAAAAACAAAAAAAGAGAAGAUUCUCUUCUGUGUGUAGAUGCUUCUUCUUCUUCUUCUUCAUCUUCGACUUCUCCUCUAGAAAUAAAUAUCUCACUCUCUUCGUUCUUUUUUUAAUCAACGAUGGCUGCUUCUUCUACUUUCUCAUCACUACUACGUUCACCACCGUCACUUCUUUCCGACCACCGUUCUCCUCCGCCGUCUAUCAGAUCCUCUUUCUCUCCCUCUCCAGUUCCCAGAUCGUCUCGUUUGAGUUUCACUCUACCAUCAGACAAGAGAAACCUCGCCGCGAAUUCUUCUCUCGUUGAGGUUUCUAUCGGCGGCGACCGAGACCCACCACCACCGUCAUCUGGAUCAGGAGGAGAAGACAAGCAAAUUGCAUUACUCAAACUCAAUUUACUUAGUGCAGUGUCGGGAUUAAACAGAGGACUUGUGGCGAGUGUUGAUGAUUUACAAAAAGCAGAGGAAGCUGCUAAAGAACUUGAAACUGCUGCUGGACCUGUUGAUUUAACUGAUGAUCUUGAUAAGCUCCAAGGGAAAUGGAGGUUAUUGUAUAGCAGUGCCUUCUCGUCUCGGUCUUUAGGUGGUAGCCGUCCUGGAUUACCCACUGGUCGUUUGAUCCCUGUCACUCUUGGUCAGGUGUUUCAACGGAUUGAUGUGUUUAGCAAAGAUUUCGAUAACAUAGCAGAGGUGGAACUAGGUGCUCCUUGGCCGUUUCCUCCAUUAGAAGCCACAGCAACAUUGGCACAUAAAUUUGAACUCUUAGGCACUUGCAAGAUCAAGAUAACAUUUGAGAAAACAACUGUGAAAACCUCGGGUAACUUAUCGCAGAUUCCUCCAUUUGACAUCCCAAGGCUUCCCGACAGUUUCCGGCCGUCGUCAAACCCUGGAACUGGGGAUUUUGAGGUCACUUAUGUCGAUGAUACCAUGCGCAUAACUCGCGGGGACAGAGGUGAACUUAGGGUAUUUGUCAUUGCUUAAUUCUCAAGCGUUGAUAUGUAAAAAGAAAAACAAAAAAACUGCUUCUAGCAGCCUCAUGAGUUUUUGUACAAAUCAUGUGAACAGAUACUAAAGCAAGCAUUUUAUGUAGAAUCAUGUGAGUGUCUGGUUGAAUAUAUCAUAGGGAUCAA
Capsella rubella is the source of this 1135-nucleotide messenger RNA. Its product is annotated as plastid-lipid-associated protein 6, chloroplastic. The transcript has 4 exons. Lineage: Eukaryota; Viridiplantae; Streptophyta; Magnoliopsida; Brassicales; Brassicaceae. The record is from RefSeq and is a predicted model, not a curated record. The coding region runs from base 129 to 986 and encodes 285 amino acids.